UUCAGAUCUGAUCUCAGUUCCGUCAAACUCAACGUUUCUCACUGAAGUCUCUGAGCAGCUUCACUUAGUGUCGGCGUUUGUUUGUCUGCUCGUUGACGUCACUGUGACGAUUAAAACCCGAACCCGCGGCUGUUUAACAUAUCGCGAAGCUCAGUGACGGGCAGGACCAGGACCAGAACCAGGUCUCACUCUCCUACCAGUCCUCGUCCCAGUGAUCCCAGUCCCCCUCAGCAUGAGCAUCCAGCCGCGGAGGAUCCGUCUGAAGCCCUGGUUGUUGGCUCAGGUGAACAGCGGCAGGUAUCCUGGUCUGCAGUGGCUCAGUCCAGACCAUCGACUGUUCCAGAUCCCCUGGAAACAUGCUACACGCCACACACCAACAUCAGAUGAGGAAAACACCAUCUUCAAGGCAUGGGCUCUGGAGACAGGUAAAUAUCAGGAAGGUGUGGAUGAACCGGACCCUGCCAAGUGGAAAGCAAACCUUCGUUGUGCUCUGAACAAAAGCAGAGAGUUUCAGCUGAAAUAUGAUGGCACUAAAGAGACUCCAGUCCAACCAUACAAAAUCUAUGAGGUCUGUGAGCACCCUGGGAACCCAGAUGCUGCUGAUGAUGAUGAUGAGGAGGAGGAGAUGCCAAAUCUGAUGGAGCUCACAAUCAACCCCAAGAUCAGUGACCUACCCUCCUUCAGCUCCUUCCCAGCUCCUUCAGAGGUCAGUCAAUUCAGUCUGUCCACCAAUGGGACAUUUGGACCUUCACAUGUGAUCCCGAUACCUCUCAUCCCAGAAAGAAUUGUCCCCAUGACCUCUGACCUCCAUGCUCAGGGUCAAAUGGUGGAUCAGGGGGUCUACGUUCAUCCUGCAGGACCUUCUAACGGACUCCAUGCUGCCUCUGCUCCCUCCGGGUCAGCCCUGAUGGAGGCCAGUAGCAUGGGGGCCAUCCAGAACCAGGGGGACCCCCAGAACCCCCAACCCUGCAAGUAUGACCUGCUGAGCAGCGUCCCACUUACAGAUCUGGACCUGAAGUUCCAGUAUCGAGGCCGGACUAUGGGCUCUCUGACGGUCAGUAACCUGCAGGGCUGCCGGUUGUACUAUGGACACCUGGAGCCAACACCAGAGCAGGUGGACCUGUUUGGACCUGUCACCCUGCAGCAGGUCCUGUUCCCAGGGACAUCCGAAAUCCAGAACCAGAAGCAGCGGUUCUAUACUGAGGCACUGCUUGACGUGAUGGACCGGGGUCUGAUCCUGGAGAUCUGGGAGCAAGACAUCUAUGCUGUCCGACUCUGUCAGUGUAAGGUGUUCUGGUCUGGACCAGGCAUGCCUGAACAGGGUCCACCAAAUCCCAUGGAGAGGGAGAAGAAGGUCAGAGUGUUCAGCCUCAACGACUUUCUCCAAGGGCUGAUCUUGUUCCAGAAAGGUGAAGCUCAGAACCCUCCACCCUUUGAGAUAUACUUCUGUUUUGGGGAGGACUGGCCCGACAAGAAACCCAAAGAGAAGAAACUCAUUAUGGUUCAGGUGGUUCCUGUGGUGGCUCGGAUCUUGACAGAGAUGUUCUCUGGAGAACUCAGCUGGUCAACAGACAGCAUCCGGCUGCAGAUCUCACAUCCUGAUGUGAAGGACCAGACUGUCGAGCAGUUCAAGGAGUUGCAGAGGCUCCUGCAGAGCCAAAACAUCCAGGGGCCCUGGACCCCCAACAUCCCCUGAUCACCAUGAAUCUGACAGGGGAAUCAUUUAUUGACAGUCCUGCCUCCUUGUGCUGCUCAGCUCCAGGACACUUAUGACCCUCAUGAGCACCGGAGGAUAACAGCAGUUCCACAUCAUGUUCGGUCCCUGUACACUCCACGUGUUUUUUAUUAAACGCUGAACUAGUCCUUUAAUGUCAAUAAUACUGUGAUAGUUUCUACAGAAUUUGUCAGCUGAAUGUAACAAAUGAGUUAAAGAAAAGCCCCAGAACAGGACAGAUAGUUUUCAACUCUUUAACUGAACUUUAGCCAAAAAUCAAAAUAUCUUCUGCAUGUUGUUCAGUGUGAACUAGAGCUUAAAGUCAGUAUUGUACUUCAUAUCGAAUGAUCUUUUCAUAACUCAGCUACGCUGUAAAAGACGGAGGUCUAAGUUAGUAUGAAUCAUCAGCAGAGGACAUCUUCAUCCUGACACCCGUCUGCAGCUUCGUUUUUUUUAUGUCAGUAUUGUUGUGAUGUUUUAUCCUGACCACAAACCUCUUUGUGACCACUUGAACAUGAAAGACAUUGCUUUGUUUUUAAAUUGGAAUGUUACUCUCAGUGAGUGUAUUCAGGAUUUCAAUAAACACCGCUGCAGUAUUCUUUCAUA
This is a messenger RNA of Scatophagus argus, 2320 nucleotides long. RefSeq names its product interferon regulatory factor 5 (gene irf5). Gene Ontology annotation, molecular function: DNA-binding transcription factor activity, RNA polymerase II-specific; protein binding; RNA polymerase II cis-regulatory region sequence-specific DNA binding. Gene Ontology annotation, biological process: immune system process; regulation of transcription by RNA polymerase II. NCBI's taxonomy places the organism in Eukaryota, Metazoa, Chordata, Actinopteri, Scatophagidae. The transcript is spliced from 9 exons. Gene Ontology annotation, cellular component: nucleus. Bases 233 to 1696 code for a protein of 487 amino acids. The record is from RefSeq and is a predicted model, not a curated record.